Aspergillus puulaauensis is the source of this 1962-nucleotide messenger RNA. RefSeq names its product protein serine/threonine kinase activating protein nimO. Lineage: Eukaryota; Fungi; Ascomycota; Eurotiomycetes; Eurotiales; Aspergillaceae. Gene Ontology annotation, biological process: positive regulation of nuclear cell cycle DNA replication; regulation of cell cycle phase transition. The coding region runs from base 1 to 1962 and encodes 653 amino acids. The record is from RefSeq and is a predicted model, not a curated record. Gene Ontology annotation, cellular component: Dbf4-dependent protein kinase complex; nucleus. The transcript is spliced from 3 exons. Gene Ontology annotation, molecular function: protein serine/threonine kinase activator activity; zinc ion binding; nucleic acid binding.
AUGGCAGCAGUAUUCAUACCCCCCUCGCGCGAGACCUCCCUGAACAUGUCGACUCGCCGGCCGCUUGCAAACGUGCCGAAUGCCACCAACUCCCCUCAUAGAGUAGGCCCCGUGCCUGCCAAACGUCCCCGGUCGACAAAUGCACCGAUUGACAUCCCUUACGGCCAGCCUCCUCCGAAGAAACAGGUAGUGGAAGAAACCGAGACCGAUGCUCAAUCCACAAGCCAGACCAAGGUCUCCACCGUCCAGGGCACGGACUCGAAGCUAUUCACCCGCAGGUCGAACAAUACUCAACCAAGUGCUUUUGAAAAGAAACUGGUAGCUGCCAGAGACAAGGACCGGCAACCCCAGUCGAAGAGUACAAGGCAGGAGAAGCCGCCCGCAGAAAAUAUUUCAAUCAGACAAUGGCAGCGACAUUACAGAAAAGCCUUUCCUCACUUUGUCUUUUACUUCGAUGCUAUACCCAUUGAGGCCCGCAGCAAAUGUUCGAGGCAGGUCAUAGCUCUGGGAGCGCGCGAAGAAAAGUUUUUCUCGCGUCUAGUGACCCACGUCGUUACCUCCCGCCCAAUCCCCCCUGAAAUUGAGAGACGAGCACAUACGGAAAACACCCAUGAGACACCGCAAGAGCUAACGCCGGAUGGCAUGUUGGAAACAAUCAAUCCUGCAGAACUUGAAAUGCAUCUUCAUCUAGCCACUUGCCCUGGGCGUGAAAGGAACCACGAUGUCUUGCACCGGGCACGGGAAAUGGGAAUGAAGAUAUGGGCUAUUGAGAAGCUGCAACGAAUGAUUGCUACUAUCAACGACACAGAUAUCGCCAAUUCAAACAACGUCUCACGGAACAACGUCGGUGGUAGCCAGACCAAAUCUCGGGGAAAGAACGAUUUGUCACAGGCUCUGCAGAAUGAGCUCAAUGGUCCCUCGGAUCGGAGCCACUUGUCCGUACUGAAGGAUUUGAUUCUAUUCAAGGGACCGUUCAUUUACGUGCAUGACAUGGACGAGAAAACACGACCCGUUAUGGUUCGAGAAUAUCCCAAAGUCGCCAAGCGGCAGGACGGUAUAUGGCCACAAUUCAGAAGUGCACCACUAGGGAAAUGCCCCUUUAUCGAGGAUGUUCCAUCUAAACGCGACGCAGAGAGGCAACGUGUUCGCCAAGAGAAGGAAGAGAAAGAAUUUAUCAAGCCUCCGGUGCCUCAACUGAAAGAUGCCGUUGUCAAGACCCAAAAUGAAGAUGAGCAGUUGCCGGUCAGAAAGGAGACAAGUCCUCUAGAAGGAGAUGAGCCCACACCUCCACCGUGUGCGAAGCAAGAGGAACCCCUGGGUGCUAAUCAAGAACCUCCACUGUCCCCUAAGAAGAGCUCUGAGAGCUUCGUCCCGCCUCAGCUUAAACGCAAAGGUCCCUUCUACCAUGGCCGGGAACCUGCUGCUUCUGGCGUGCAGCCUUCCAACAUCACCUCGGCGAUCCGUUCCCAGAUGGUAUCGUCAACGGCUGCUGCGCCAGGAGGUGCAAAAGCUGGUUUAAGCAAGGAAGUCCACGAGUUGAAACGCAAAGUGCUUGAGAGGAGUCAUGUUGGAUUCCCGCUUACUGGCGCACAACCUUAUCGGCCCCAGGAGGCAACUGCCAACGUGAAUACAGAAAACGCGAACGGUGCUCGGUUGACCAAGUCAAACCGCACAGAGAAGCUCGGGAAUAUCGAGGAAGAAACUACACAAUCAGAGGGAACCGACCCAACAAAGUCCCGGGUUAUUCUCCGUAAAGGCGGAGAGCAGAAAAAGAAGGAAAGACGGAGGGAUCCAAAGCCAGGAUAUUGCGAGAACUGCAGAGACAAGUUUGAUGAUUUUGACGAGCACGUACUGACAAGAAAGCACCGCAAAUUCGCAGCGAACAGCGCGAACUGGGAAGAGUUGGACUCAUUGCUCUUUCAGCUGGAACGACCCCUCAAGGAAGAAUACGAUUAUGUCUAG